AUGGCAACUGGAAACCACAGGUCUCUGAAUGAUUACACUGUCGGAUGGCUAUGCGCCUUAUCGGAGGAGAUGGCGGCCGCGGAGGCUAUGCUGGAUGAAACCCAUGAGUCCUUGCCUCUGCCGGAAUCUGAUGAUAAUUCAUAUACAUUUGGCAAAGUCGGAGGCCACUGUAUCGUCAUUGCAUGUUUGCCAGCCGGGGAAUAUGGUACUACAUAUGCUACUGCCGCUGCUACGCAUCUGAUCUCUACAUUUGGACGCUCUAUUCGUUUUGGUCUGAUGGUCGGAAUAGGUGGAGGUAUACCAAGUGAAAAUGCAGAUAUUCGGCUGGGUGAUGUUGUGGUCAGCCACCCAAGGUUUGCAUACGGAGGAGUUGUGCAGUACGACUACGGCAAAGCUCUUCAUGAUGGCAUCUUUCAAUCGACCGGCCAGCUUAAUGGUCCACCCAAUAACCUUUUAUCUGCACUAUCUAAGCUCCAAGCAACCCAUCACAGGGACAACAGACAAUUCAUGUCAUACCUCCGCACGAUAGGGCGCGGUAGUUCGCAAUUCGCUGCCCGCAUGUCCCGUCCAGCGCUGGAAGAUCGUCUUUAUUGCGCUGAUUAUAAGCAUGUUGAGGGCCGCGCUACCUGCAGUGAAUGUGAUAUCGCGAAAAUAGUUUCUCGGGAGAUCCGUGAUACUAAUGAGCCACAUAUUCACUACGGAGUGAUUGCAUCAGGUAACAAAGUUGUGAAAGACAGUCAGCUACGAGACAAACUUGGCCAUAAGUUCAAUGCAUACUGUUUGGAUAUGGAAUCUGCAGGCUUAAUGAAUCACUUCAAGUGUCUAGUAAUUCGUGGGAUCAGUGACUAUUCUGAUUCACAUAAGAAUGAUCGAUGGCAAGGAUAUGCCGCGGCAGCGGCAGCUGCAUUUGCCAAAGAGUUCUUGCUUACAGUGCCUGUGGUUCAGACCAGGAACACAGAGCCUAUGACAACUGGCCCAACCUCUCUCACAAUUGUCUAA
Messenger RNA from Aspergillus campestris IBT 28561, 999 nucleotides. RefSeq names its product Pfs domain protein. Gene Ontology annotation, molecular function: catalytic activity. NCBI's taxonomy places the organism in Eukaryota, Fungi, Ascomycota, Eurotiomycetes, Eurotiales, Aspergillaceae. Gene Ontology annotation, biological process: nucleoside metabolic process. The record is from RefSeq and is a predicted model, not a curated record. Bases 1 to 999 code for a protein of 332 amino acids. The transcript is spliced from 2 exons.